Meloidogyne enterolobii is the source of this 2190-nucleotide messenger RNA. The record is from the annotation of a GenBank genome assembly. NCBI's taxonomy places the organism in Eukaryota, Metazoa, Nematoda, Chromadorea, Rhabditida, Meloidogynidae.
UUUUUCAAAGUUUUUUUUGUUAAAAUGGUUCUUCAAACGGCAUUGAAUUAUCUUAGUCAGGCAAGCUCUCAAUUUGGACUGUCAGCUGAUCAACAUGCUUUAAUUGGUCAAACUAUUGAGGUUGGCAGUGAAUCGUAUACUGUUCGGUCUUUAAUUGCUGAGGGCGGUUUUGCUCUUGUGUUCGCUGUACAAGAUGUGAGGAAUGGUGAAUGGUUUGCGCUAAAAAGACAACUGGCUCAUGAUAAAGCGACAGCAGAAUCAGUUUUGCGUGAGAUGAGAUUUAUGAAACAAUUGAAUGGACAUCCAGCAAUUGUACAUUUUGUUCAUUCAACGCAACUUGACGGCUCAAAAACUAUGCAAAGGCAUCAGCAAUGUUAUGCCGAAUUUUUAAUUUUGACUGAAUUGUGCUCUGGUGGCCCUCUAAUUGACUAUUUACAAAAGAUGGAAUUGAGCACAGAACAAAUUUGUAAAAUUUUCUAUUCAACUUGCUCUGCUGUUCAACAUAUGCAUGAUCGCAAUCCACCUAUUACACAUAGAGAUAUUAAGAUUGAAAAUCUCCUUUUUGACUCUCGUGGCUUUAUUAAGCUUUGUGAUUUCGGAAGUGCUACAACUGAUAUUUACAGACCUAAGGAUGAUUGGAACGCAUUAAUGCGCUCACAAUUGGAAGAGGAGAUGUCAAAACACACAACACCAAUGUAUCGUGCACCUGAGAUUUUAGAAACAUAUCAAAACUAUCCGAUAGGGCCUGCGCAAGAUAUUUGGGCUCUUGGUUGUGUACUUUUCUAUAUCUGCUUUAAAGUGCAUCCGUUUGAAGAUAGUGCUAAACUUAGAAUUAUAAACGCAAAAUACUCAAUAACUAGCAAUUCUCCAUUUCGAAUAUUUCACGACUUAAUUAAAAUAACACUUCAACCUGAUCCGUACUCCCGUCCUACAAUUCAAGAUUUGUGUGAACAGUACGGCCAGUCUGUUAAGUUUUUCGAUCGUGGGAUGAAUUUAAUUAAGACGAUUAAAGAGAAGACUCCAGUCACAAAUUUAUCUGAACAUUUGAAAACUCAAUUGGGAUUUGAAGCAACUCAACCUGACCCAGCUAAAUCUAAUUCAAACCUAGAGAGAAAAGCACCGCCUCCAAGACCUCCUGCCCCAUCUUUAUUUAAAACUCGAACUGUUCAAUUAACACACGAAGAUCCACAACUGAAUUUGCAUCCAAAACUAGAAGCUAUUGCGACAGGUAUGAAUGAUCAUCCUUUCGGAAACGAUUUGAAUAAGAAUAUUGUUGGAGAGAAAAGAGAUGAUGUUUUGAUAUCAGCUUGGGAAGAUGAUGACAACAUUCUUAAUGAAAUCGAGACAGCUUCCAUACCCUCUUUUCAACAAAAAUUAAUUGAUAUUCCGGCAACUAGCGAAACUUUUACAAGCAAUAUUACUUGUUCAAAUUUACUUGACGAAUUCAAUUCUAUAUUUCCUCCAACUUUGAAUCAAAAUUCUUCUAGAAAUUCAGCUAAAAAUAAAAGUAUUGAUGAUUUGCUUAAUUUAGUGGAUCAGGAAAUUACUACAAAAACGGAAACGGCAGCAUCCACUGGACCAUCAAUUCAUCACAACAAAUCCACUCCAGAUUUUUUGUUCAACGAAGAAAACAAAAUGGGCAAUGAAUCUACUACUAAAUCUGCCAAUGAUAUUCUUGAUGAAUUUCUGUCUUCAACAAACUUGUCAUCAAAUAAUCCAGAUUAUUCAAGUAUACAUUUUACAAAAAUAGAAGCCAAACAAACUUCUGAAAAUGUAAAAAAGACGUCUUUAAAUUUUGAUGCAUUUGAUGAUUUACUUUCUGCGCAAGGGUUUAUUUCAUCAUCAAAGCAAUCAAACAAAACACUUUCUGCUAUGGUUAAAGAACGAGAUGCUAAGGGAAUGGAUCCUUUAGCUUUAAAGAUAAAAGAUUGGACGGAUGGGAAGCAAAGAAAUAUUCGAGCGUUAUUAGGCUCUUUAUCUCUGAUUCUUUGGGAUGAAGCUAAAAUUGUUUGGCAACAACCGAGUGUUGCUGAAUUAUUUGCUCCAGACAAGGUGAAGAAAUAUUACAGGAAAGCUUGUCUAGUAGUACAUCCUGAUAAACAAGCAGGAACGAUAAAUGAGCCUCUUGCUAAAGCUAUUUUUACAGAAUUAAAUGAUGCUUGGAAUGAAUUUACAAAAACAGCAUUUUAA